Molecule: messenger RNA, 969 nt
Organism: Clonostachys rhizophaga
Lineage: Eukaryota; Fungi; Ascomycota; Sordariomycetes; Hypocreales; Bionectriaceae
Source: the annotation of a GenBank genome assembly
AUGUACGUCGUUCUUGGAGCUGGCGUGGUCGGACUGACGACUGCGCUCGAGCUCAAGAGGCAAUAUCCCUCCUGCGAUAUCUUGUUUCUUGCCCGAGAUCUCCCCGGAGAUUCUGCUCCGACAUACGCAUCAGCCCGGGCUGGAAGAAACUGGAUUUCGAGUGCCACCGACAAUGGCCCUCAGGAAGAAUGGGAUCGUGAACUAGCCAUGACUCAUCCUGAAUGUGGUAUAGAAGCAAUGGAUUUGCUAUCUGUCUUUGAGGAUUCUAUUGAGAACGUCAAUCUCUUGAACCAACAAGAUUUGUACCUGCCAAAGGAAGAGCUUCCGCAAGGAACCAAGUUUGGGUUUGAGGUCUCGACAUUUGUUAUCAAUCUGCAGAAAUACUUGCCAUGGCUCCAAGCUGAGGCGACGAGACUCGACAUUGAGGUACGACGAGCAAUCAUAGACGACUUGUCAGAAAUUCCAGGCCGAUUUCCAACCGCUUCAGCCAAUUUCAACUGCACAGGACUUGGCUCUCUGACGUUGAAGGGCGUCGAAGACCACGAUGGCCAGGUCUAUCUUGUCGAAGCGCCACCGUCAGGUAUCUCAAAGAUGUACUUCCGUUCAAGUCAACGCCUAGGAAGCCACAGUACCCAUGUAUUCCCUCGAGGGAAAGACGGGGGUGUGAUUUUAGGUGGCUGUAGGCUUAAUGGUGACUCAAAUGAACAAUUUGAUCCGGUUAUUGGCCAGGGCACCAAGGAAAGAUGUUGUGCCCUCGUCCCGGAGCUCGGAAGGCCAGAGGAUCUGCGCAUUAUCAAGCAAGGUGUGGGCUUCAGACCGAGCAGAAAAAAUGGCGCCAGAAUCGAGUUGGAGAGAAAGUACGGCGCCAAGGUGAUUCACAAUUACGGCCCAGGUGGCUCGGGCUACCAGGCCUCUUGGGGGAUGGCCAAAGCUGCUGCGGAUUUGCUUCGGCUAUCAGGUAGGUUGUAA